Harpia harpyja (harpy eagle) is the source of this 6987-nucleotide messenger RNA. It is a transcript of the gene PIP5K1C, whose product is annotated as phosphatidylinositol-4-phosphate 5-kinase type 1 gamma. NCBI's taxonomy places the organism in Eukaryota, Metazoa, Chordata, Aves, Accipitriformes, Accipitridae. Gene Ontology annotation, molecular function: phosphatidylinositol kinase activity. The record is from RefSeq and is a predicted model, not a curated record. Gene Ontology annotation, biological process: phosphatidylinositol metabolic process. Bases 1 to 2559 code for a protein of 852 amino acids. The transcript has 20 exons.
AUGGUGACCGGCAGACCCCGCCCCCUCCGCGGCGGGAGCGCCGCGGCUCUAUGGUGCUUCUCGCCCGCUAGAGAGGACGGGGGUGGUCUUUCCCUCCGCCGCUCUAUGCUGCGCGAGGCGCUGUCCCUCCCUUCCAGGCGGAAGCGGUCCCGCUCCCCCAGCCCACGGACUAUCGCGACAGCCAGCCCCCACGUCGCGAUUAAUUCCGGCGGCAGGGGACAGCUCUACUUCCGGUGCUGGCCGCGGCCCCUUCCGCCCUGCGGCGCUGGGGCGUGUCUAGCCGCGGCACCUCCCGCGCUCUAUGGUCCCCGCCGUUCCCAGUCUCCUCAGCGGCGGCGGCCGGAGCCGGGAGGAGCGCGGCGGCGGCGGCGGGUGCGGGCCUGGGUCUGGGCCUGUCCUGCCCCGGGCCUGCCCUGCCCUGCGCUGCCCGCGGCCUUCGCGGCAGCCAUGGAGCUGGAGGUGCCCGAGGAGGCGGAAGGCUCGGCCGUGGCGGGUGCCGGUGCCAUCACCCCGGAGGCCGGCGUGGGGGGACUGGACGCGGCAGGAGGUCUGGCACCGAAGAAGGCAGCCAUCACCGAGGGACCAUCACUACCGGGACAGCCUGGCCAAGGAAAGAAGAUAGGUCAUCGAGGCGUUGAUGCUUCUGGUGAAACCACCUACAAAAAGACCACCUCAUCCACUCUGAAGGGGGCCAUCCAGCUAGGGAUUGGUUAUACCGUUGGCAAUCUGAGCUCCAAGCCAGAGAGAGAUGUCCUGAUGCAGGACUUCUAUGUCGUGGAGAGCAUUUUUUUCCCAAGCGAAGGAAGUAAUCUCACCCCAGCUCACCAUUAUGCUGACUUCAGGUUCAAGACCUAUGCACCAGUGGCUUUUCGGUACUUCCGAGAACUCUUUGGGAUUCGUCCAGAUGAUUAUUUGUAUUCAUUAUGUAAUGAGCCUCUGAUAGAGCUGUCGAACCCUGGUGCCAGCGGCUCCCUCUUCUAUGUCACUAGCGACGAUGAAUUCAUCAUAAAAACUGUGAUGCACAAGGAAGCUGAAUUCCUACAGAAGCUCCUUCCUGGCUACUACAUGAAUCUGAACCAGAAUCCACGGACGCUGCUGCCGAAGUUUUAUGGACUGUACUGUGUGCAAUCAGGGGGCAAAAACAUCCGCGUCGUCGUGAUGAACAACAUUCUGCCUCGCGUGGUGAAAAUGCACCUGAAAUUUGACCUGAAAGGCUCGACCUAUAAACGGCGGGCAUCCAAGAAGGAAAAAGAAAAGUCCAGCCCUACGUACAAGGAUCUAGACUUCAUACAAGACAUGCCUGAGGGCCUGAUGUUGGAUGCAGACACCUUCAGUGCAUUGGUGAAAACGUUGCAACGAGACUGUCUGGUGUUGGAAAGUUUUAAAAUCAUGGACUACAGCCUGCUGCUUGGGGUUCAUAACAUAGACCAGCAAGAACGGGAGCGGCAGUCUGAGGGAGCCCACAGCACGUCGGAUGAGAAGCGUCCUGUGGGGCAGAAGGCACUUUACUCCACGGCCAUGGAGUCCAUCCAGGGUGGGGCUGCCCGGGGGGAGUCCAUAGACACAGAUGACACGAUGGGAGGAAUACCAGCAGUGAAUGGCAAAGGAGAGCGUCUCCUGCUACAUGUAGGAAUAAUAGAUAUCCUUCAAUCGUACAGGUUCAUCAAGAAGCUAGAACAUACCUGGAAGGCCCUUGUCCAUGACGGGGACACGGUGUCAGUACACAGACCCAGCUUUUAUGCAGAGAGAUUCUUCAAAUUCAUGACCAACACGGUGUUUCGAAAGAAUUCCUCUCUGAAGUCAUCUCCCUCAAAGAAAGGGCGUAGUGCCUUGCUAGCUGUCAAGAUGGCUGGUCCAACAGCUGCAUUUUCAGCUAGCCAGCUUCCCUCUGAAAAGGACGAAACACAGUAUGAUCUUCGUGCGGCCAGGAGUUACCCCACACUUGACGAUGAAGGUGCUAAACUUAACCAGGACAGGGGAGAAGCAGGCAGGCCAGACCUGCUACCUUGCACACCACCUUCCUUUGAAGAAGCUACCACAGCCUCCAUAGCCACGACACUAUCUUCAACAUCUCUCUCUGUUCCCGAGCGAUCCCCUUCGGAGACCUCUGAGCAGCCCAGGUACAGGAGGCGCACACACUCCUCAGGGCAGGAUGGCAGGUCACACGAGGAGGUGCGGGUUGAGGAGGAGCUUCAGCAGAUCAGUGUCGAGCUGGAGCCCAAGUGUGAUGUUGAGAUCGUAGCUCCCGAAGAAGAUGACAAAGAAGAGGCAGCUUCUUCAGCCUGUGCCAUUGUAACAUCCACAGCUACAAUAGAGGUGGAGACAGCCAGCCAGGCCUCCGAACCAGCCAGCCAGGCCUCGGAUGAAGAUGAUGUGCCAGUCACAGACAUAUACUUUUUCACAGAUGGGAGGUACUGGAUUUACUCUCCCCGCCAGCGCAGACUCCGAACCACCUCGCUUUCCUCUGGGAUUCCGACAGACGAGAGGAGUUGGGUUUACUCCCCGCUCCACUAUAGCGCUCAACUCCACUCUGUCUCCGAUGAGGAGAGCGAUACAUAAUCUCUAUGCAGACACAGAAGCCCCAGAGAGCAGCGAUUCCCUCUGCAGGUCGAUGUGUUCCCUUUUCGUUGAUGCAGCCGUUCCAGUGGGAUGGGGAAGAGCUUGCUGACACCAGUACUGCUGCACUGCAGGAUCCCGGGCACUGCAUUUCAGAACGGAGCAAAACUAUAACCAUGUAUUUCUACUUAUCCCAGACAUGGGCAGCAAAGAAACCACCCGCUCACCUGCAGCUCCCAACGGAGACAUCCAGCUGGGUGUAGAGAAUCCUGGGUAGUAACACAGUUUUCCAGAUGUGCACUACCGUAGCUACCUAUCCAUGUGUGAUACUGUGAACCUUUUUAAUUUUUUGAUCAUGUAUUUAUUUCUUUUAUCUUUGCACAGAGACAGCACAAAUGUGCUUUUUUAAAUAUUUAGUUUACUGCACUUUUUUUUUUUUUUUUUUUGGUUGUCAUAUAUUUGUGCAUCAGAAAGGAGUGUGAGACCUCACUGGAGAAUUGGUAGGAACACGUUGCUGGGGAGGGCAGGGACCGGAGUGGCUUCAUUUGAGGCAGCAGCGUGGUCUAACCAACUGAUGGAGUCAGGAGGUUUAAGGCUGUCCAGACUCUGCCACGGUUUUGCCGAGUGACCUAAGGCAAGUCACUUAACCACUCUGUGCCUCGGUUUCCCCCGUGCUAAUGGGUGUACAGUACCCACUUCCGUUAAAGCACUUAAACCCUGGGAUGAAAGGUGCUAUGUAAAUGCAAUGUAUUAAAGGCCAUUGAAUAGAAUUGCUCCCAUGUUAACAGUAGUCCAAAGUAGCCAUGCCAAUUUACUUGGAUUCAAAAAUUGCUAGUGACUUCUCUUGGUCUGUAACACUGUGCGGGGGAAGCAAACGAUUCCUGGCGCCAGUGACGUGGUCACGUCGGCUCUCCUCCGGACAUCACAAUGGGUUCUGCCUUCACCAUGUGCUGCGCUGCUGCAUCACCCUGUCCCUCUGUGCUUGGAGUCCACGCUUCAUCUUACCGGCUGCAGUACCGCCGCCUGCUCCAGACACACAGGCAUGGACAGAUGAGAACUGUGCACCUCCAGGGACGAGCCAUGCUGGAGUGCGAGUUCCCCAGUCUGCCCGGCCCCAGGUGUGGCUUGUCCGGACACUACAUCCUACUGGAGCCACGUAGCACCUCGCAUGCUCAUGGGUGUAUCCAACGCCCGGUACUCGGGGGUCACGAACAUUGGGUUCACACGUAUCCUCCGUACCUCAGGGCAGUCAGGGAGGCAUGUGCAUGUCCGCACACACUGGAGGGAGAAACAGAAGCCUGGCUCUGCCACCUAAUUGUGCCAGGCGGUGUUGUGUUCAUGGACUCUGUUGGACAAAACGUUGGGUGACUGUGAUGUUGCCUGUGGUAACAUCUGCUAUUGGAAAUCACUGCUUUGGAUGUCUGAGAUGGUUUGCUUUUUGAGGGCUGCAGGCUUUAUGUGAGAGGAUUUGGUGUCACUGGGUGGUGUUCAGACUAGGCUCAUCCAUCUGUCAGCAGGACACACACCAUAGCAUUGUCUUGAACUGUAGCAAUCCUGUCCUCAUCUCCCAGAGAGAAGAAAGGAAAUCCUUGAGACCAGAGGGAGCCAGGUCUUAUUCAUGUGCUUUAUGAGCCUCACUUGAGAAAGAGGGUCAAAAUCUCUUUAUUCUCAUUACAAUCUUAAGCCUGUCCUUGGGAUUCCUUGUAGAGGAGUGGGGAAGCAGGACCCUUCUCUCGGGGCUCAGUCCCCCCAAUCUGUCUUCACAGCAGCACUUGGGAUGGGUUAAUUUGGGUCCCAGAAGGUUAACUGGGCUGGUGGGAAGCUCUUCCCCUCCACAGUGUGCUGAACCUGGUGAGGAUCUUCAUGAACUGAUGUUUUCUUGCCUGGAAGUACGGGACCCAGACUUCCCCUCCUUGCCUGCAGAUGCUGAAGGCUGUAAGGUGUGCUGCUCUCAGGAGCACAGGUUGGGGAUCUUGCAAGCUGCUGCCAUUAGAUGUAUUCAUGUAUUUACCAAAUAAUCUAUCAAAAGUUUUUCAAGAAACUCUCCCCUUUCAGUCACUACUUGACAGUUCGUUCACCCAGCUAGUAGCAUUGCUCCAUGACAGCCCCUGCAGUAGGCUGGGAAAUGGCUCCUAACCCACUCCAUCUGCUUGUGCCAGUCCUGCCUGGGCUCCGCAGGCUGCAUGGGCAGUGCUACGGGGGGCUCAGUAGGUUGCUGGAGGGGAGACGGGAGGAGUGCAAUACCUACAGACUAACCUGCCUCUGGGCUGAAAGCAAGAGGCUUCAAAAUGCUACAAAUUCAGCCUUUCCCCCCCCCCCCCUCCAGAAGCAUGAUACCAUGCAUAGAGAGGCCAGGGGGAGCCUCAUCCCUUCUGCACCUUCAGAUGUUGCUCUUGGGUGCUGUGCUGGAGGAAUGUAGCUCUUGGGAGGAACCUGGGAGGUUGGGUUCAGGCUGUCUGACCUGACACCCAGCUGCCCUGGUACCACCUUGUUCAUGGGCUGGUGGGUUUAGCCUCAUUGGGACUUUCCAGCCAACGGAAAUCAAGCAUCUUGUUUAAGAUGGUUUCAGCAUCAUUGAUAGAGACUUUAUUCCUUCCCCUCAUUUUGGGGGGUCUCUAAAGCUGCUUAGCCACUGUGCAGGGAGCAUCUGAGCCCCACCUUUAUGGAGUAUCACAGUGAGUGAACUUUGCAAGCUGGAGCUGCACUUGGUCCCAAGAGAUGUGGGGGAACCCCGACCUUUUGCAGCAUGUUCAUUCCAAGCAUCAUCUUUUCCUCAAGCAUUUGGGCUUUUUGAGACAAUCCUUGUGCAGUUUUGUAACGCUGAACCUUUUGGAGCGAGCAGGUCUGGAUGCAGAGGGUUGGUCCUGUGAGAGAACGUGCAAAGGAGCAACUUUGUCAACGUGAGGAGACAGGAGGAACCUUCCUUUAGGGGGAUGCUGAUCUGAAAUGGAAACUGCCCCUUUCCAGGCUUGCACACAGUCUCUGCUCUAUGUCACCUACUGUCCGGUUAGCUCGGUCCUGGAGAGCUGCUCAGCCUCCACUUCCCAUGGAGGCUAAAAGGACCUUGGAGUUUAAAGCUUACUCUUAGCCCACCUCUCUGCACUGCACUGCACUGCAGCAUGAGAGCGUCGGGGAGCUCUGGAGCGUUUCCCAAGCGCUGUCAAUGCUGCCUUUGCAGGACGUGCAGUCAGAGGAGGGCAGGACUAGGUCUUGCCCACAGGAAAGAGGAUCGGCCCUUUUUUGCGGAAGACAACCGCCACCUGUCCUUGGUCUGAAUGUCCCUCCAGCUGUACUUCCAGCUCAUCUGGGACAUAAGUUGCCUGUACUUUUUCUGUCAGGGCUUUCUCUAGUGACCCAGCAGCAGCUCGCUGGCAGGUGCUGUCCCUGGUGUAACCCCCUGCUCUCUCCAUCGUUAAAAGGAAGCACCGCGUUUCUUUUACUCCUCCAAGAUUUGAGCAGAGCAGCCCUGCGAGACAGCCAGUUCCCAUGUAGCUCUGUUUGCCACCACUCCCCAUCAUCCCAGCUGGGACUCUUAGCUCUGUGGGACGUGCCCUGAGCAUUGUCUGGUGCUGAGGCUGCUGGCGAGCUUUUGGCUCAGGCUCUUGCCAAACUGCAGGUGGCUGCCGCCUGCCAGGUAUGGAUUUGGCAAGAGAAAACUGGCAUAUAUCUCUCUAUGCUCGCCAUCGAGCUCCUGUAAAGGCUCUGCCCUUCGCAGGCAGGUGUAGAGCAGAGGCGUGGGGCAAACCAAGGAGCUGGGAUAGAGAGCCCCAAAUGCUCACCCAAGGGAUCCAGCUUUUGGCUGCUGUUGCCUCUGCAGCGAGCAGCUCGGCCGCAUGUGCCACAAUUGCUCUUUGGGAAGUUUUUUAGUGAAGCCAGAGCGCUCGUAGGUCUUGGCACAGGGCUGGCACAGGCACAGCGGCAUUUGCAUGGGCUCCAUCACCCUGGGCCCUCCCUGGGCUCCCCCAGCCCGGCACAGCCCGGCAUUCCCCCUUCUCUCAUUCCCAUCAUCCUGCGCCAGCCCUUUCCAAAAAGGGCAAGGAGAAGGCCGUGGCUCAGGCGUACGGGAUCAUGUCUGAUUUUUCGUUCUGUUGAUGUCUACAUUAGACUUAAGUAUGUUCUAUUGGAUGUUCGUAUUUCCGCUCAUUUUCUGUGUCCGCUCUGUGCGUGCACCAUGUAACGAAUGUAUGUAAGUAGGGGGGUGUUGGGGGGCUGGCGGCCGAAAUGUGAUGCCAACCCGUGGGUGUUGUCACGUUUCUCUUCUUUUGGGCGGGGGGGGGGGGUUAAGUCAUGAGCGCUUUUGUUCUUUUUGUUCGUUGUUUUGAGGUUCCCCCCCCCUCCCUCUUCGGGGAGACCUUUUUCCAGAGAACUGUAAAUUGAUGCUAUCUGUCCUCGGCUCUGUGAUAAAGCAUACUGUAGUCUGUGCUGUGCUCA